CGCAAUUGCCCGUCGGUUUCCUCUGCUGACUAGCGCUCGCGAUCUGAUCGUUACUCUUCCAGGUACAGCCGCCGCCGCCUCGUCGUCGCCGGCCAUGAUUCAGGCGGUGAUGGUGAUCAGCACCCAGGCCAAGCCCCGCCUCCUCAAGUUCUACAAUUUCCAGCCACCGGAGAAGCAUCAGGACCUCGUCCGCGGUGUCUUCCAAUUACUCUCAGCAAGGCCUGACAGUGUGAGCAAUUUCGUCGAGGUCGAUGCAAUCUUUGGCCCGGGAACAAAAAUGGUGUACAAGCAUUUGGCUACACUGUACUUUGUUUUUGUCUUUGAUAGCUCUGAGAAUGAACUCGCCAUGCUCGAUCUUGUACAAGUUUUUGUUGAAACGUUGGACAGAUGCUUCAAGAAUGUAUGCGAGCUUGACAUUGUAUUUAACUUCAACAAGCUGCACACAAUUUUGGAUGAGAUGAUUCUUGGGGGACAGGUAAUCGAAACAAGUUCUGAGCAAAUAAUGAAGUCUGUGGAAGAGAUUGCAAGGCUGGAGAAACAAUCAAGCACAACCAGCCUCAUACCCAAGUCGAUUUCAGAACGUUUCAGCCGUUAAGCUUUCACUCGCUUCCAGGUCUGAACAUUUACUGUGUGAGCAGAACUGCAAAAGACAUUCGAUUGGCACUCAAGAUUACCUUCAGUUUGCUGCAGUUUUCUAAAGACCUGAUUGUCUGGACAUUUGUACUGUCAUCGAGUCAUUGUAGACGGGCCGAGCUGUAUGCCUGUAGCCUGAAUGGCAUGUUCAGUCUAAUACUAUCUUCUUACACUGAUUGUCUGAAUGUGCUUUCUGAGCUUCAGACAUCAUGCCUGUAGCAAUAUAGAGAGUUAGCUGGUUUCUCACUUGCCUCAUGAUUUCAGCUGUAUGAGCUCAGGUCGAUGUGAAAUUUUUGGACGAGAUGUUGGCCACUCAUAGAUGUAAAUCUGCCUUGUGCUUCAUUUUAUU
Messenger RNA from Setaria italica (foxtail millet), 982 nucleotides. Its product is annotated as AP-3 complex subunit sigma. Gene Ontology annotation, biological process: vesicle-mediated transport; intracellular protein transport. Bases 95 to 595 code for a protein of 166 amino acids. The record is from RefSeq and is a predicted model, not a curated record. The transcript has 7 exons. Lineage: Eukaryota; Viridiplantae; Streptophyta; Magnoliopsida; Poales; Poaceae. Gene Ontology annotation, cellular component: intracellular membrane-bounded organelle; membrane coat.